Messenger RNA from Rotaria sp. Silwood1, 666 nucleotides. Lineage: Eukaryota; Metazoa; Rotifera; Eurotatoria; Philodinida; Philodinidae. The record is from the annotation of a GenBank genome assembly.
AUGACCAAUGUAACAAAAGUAAUACGACCAUUUUUUGAGAAAUAUGUCAAUCGAUCAUCAGUUGAAUCAACUGUUCUUUCUGGUGCCUUAUUCAAUGUGAUGCCAAGAAGUGGACUAACCGAACAAGUGCACAAUAAUCUUAGUAAUAUUCCUAAUGUAACAGUCUAUAAGCGUGAUGAAAUGCCUGAACGUUUUCAUUAUUCAAAGCCAAAACAUCGACUUGGCGAAAUCACCGCAUUGCCAGAUGUGGAAGGUCACAUUAUAUCAGGAGCAACAACUAAUGCACAAUAUGAUAAUAAAGGCAAUCACGGAUGGGAUAAUACACUACCAUCAAUGCAAGCCAUAUUUAUGGCUCGUGGUCCUUCGUUUAAUGAAAAUGUUCAAAUUGAUUCACUUAAUAAUGUUGAUAUUUAUCAUAUUGCCUGUCAUAUUCUUAAACUUAAUCCAAAUCCGCAUGCUACUGCUGGUUCUCUUGCCAAUCUUACUAGUCUUUUUUCGCUAGUUAAAAAUGAUACGACAUCAAGUACCUUCGUAUCUAGCAGUUCAACAACACAAAAGGCUUUUAUUACUGAGCGUUUUAAUGUUCAUAUUUCAACAUCAUCACUUGUUGAAAUAGUAAAAUCUACAGUGUUCAAUAAUCAAUUGCGCAUGGUUUUACUUGUAUAA